Messenger RNA from Electrophorus electricus (electric eel), 2941 nucleotides. RefSeq names its product minichromosome maintenance complex component 6 (gene mcm6). NCBI's taxonomy places the organism in Eukaryota, Metazoa, Chordata, Actinopteri, Gymnotiformes, Gymnotidae. The record is from RefSeq and is a predicted model, not a curated record. Gene Ontology annotation, cellular component: nucleus; MCM complex. Gene Ontology annotation, biological process: DNA replication initiation; double-strand break repair via break-induced replication; mitotic DNA replication. Gene Ontology annotation, molecular function: ATP binding; single-stranded 3'-5' DNA helicase activity; single-stranded DNA binding.
CCUUGGCCGGACUCGUGGAGUUUUUGCGUUAUUAACGGUAGAGAAAAGCGCGUUGUUCUGAUAUACCUCUGUAAUAACACAAUGGAUCUCGGGGAAUCUGCUGUGGAUAACGCCGGCCAAGUGAUUAAAGAUGAAUUAGCUGAGAAAUGUCAAAAAUUAUUCCAGGCUUUUUUGGAAGAGUUUCACAAUAGCGACGGUGAGGUGAAGUACUUGCGCGACGCAGAGGAGCUGAUCCGCCCUGAGCGCAACACGCUGUUGAUUAGUUUCACGGACCUCGAGGGGUUCAACCAAGAGCUGGCAACCACCAUUCAAGAGGAAUUCUACAGAAUAUAUCCCUACCUGUGUCGGGCAGUGCGCAACUUUGCCAGGGAUCGUGGGAAUAUACCUGUUUCCAAGGAUGUCUAUGUGUCUAUCCAGGACCUCCCAACCAGACACAAGAUCCGUGAGCUGACAGCCCUGAGGAUCGGCUCCCUGGUGCGCAUCAGUGGUCAGGUGGUGCGCACGCACCCUGUGCACCCGGAGCUGGUCAGUGGCACCUUCCUCUGCCUGGACUGCCAGAGCGUUGUCAAGGACGUGGAGCAGCAGUUCAAGUACACGCAGCCCAGCGUGUGCCGCAACCCCGUGUGCAGCAACCGGCGCCGCUUCCUGCUCGACACCAACAAGUCGAGAUUCGUCGACUUCCAGAAGGUGCGCAUCCAGGAGACGCAGGCCGAGUUGCCGCGGGGCUCCAUCCCCCGGAGCAUGGAGAUCAUCUUGCGGGCCGAGGCCGUGGAGACGGCGCAGGCCGGCGAUAAGUGUGACUUCAUCGGCUGCCUCAUCGUAGUGCCCGAUGUGUCCCAGCUCGCUACACCAGGUGUGCGUGCAGAGACCAGCUCUCGCACGGCGGGCGUGCAGGGCUAUGAGAACGAGGGUGUGCGUGGACUCAAAGCACUCGGGGUCCGAGAGCUCUCAUACAAGCUGGCCUUCCUGGCCUGCCAUGUGGCUCCCACCAAUCCCCAGUUUGGUGGGAAGGAGAUCCGGGAGGAGGAGCAGACCGCAGAAAGCAUUAAGAACCAGAUGUCAGUGAAGGAGUGGGAGAAGGUGUUUGAGAUGAGCCAAGACAAAAACCUCUACCACAAUCUGUGUACCAGCCUCUUUCCUACUAUCCACGGUCAUGACGAGGUGAAGAGGGGUGUGCUGCUCAUGUUGUUUGGGGGCGUUCCCAAGAUGACCAUGGAGGGCACGUCUCUGCGGGGGGACAUCAACGUGUGCAUCGUGGGGGACCCCAGCACAGCCAAGAGCCAGUUCCUGAAGCACGUGGAGGAGUUCAGCCCGCGAGCCAUCUACACCAGCGGGAAGGCAUCCAGUGCUGCGGGUCUCACGGCCGCAGUCGUCAGGGAUGAAGAGUCGCACGAGUUCGUCAUCGAGGCCGGAGCACUCAUGCUAGCCGACAACGGAGUGUGCUGCAUUGACGAGUUUGAUAAAAUGGAGACGAGAGACCAGGUGGCCAUCCACGAAGCCAUGGAGCAACAAACCAUCUCCAUCACCAAAGCCGGGGUCAAGGCCACACUGAACGCGCGCACCUCCAUCCUGGCGGCAGCGAACCCUGUCAGUGGACGUUACGAUCGCUCCAAGUCCCUCAAGCAGAACAUUAACCUCACGGCUCCCAUCAUGUCCCGCUUUGACCUCUUCUUCAUCCUGGUGGACGAAUGCAACGAGGUGACUGAUUAUGCCAUAGCCAGACGGAUAGUGGACCUGCACUCCCGGAUCCAGAGCUCCAUUGAGCGUGUGUACACGCUGGAGGAGAUCCGCAGAUACCUGCUGUUUGCCCGCCAGUUCAAACCAAAGAUCUCCAAGGAGUCGGAGGACUUUAUCGUGGAGCAGUACAAGCGCCUGAGACAGAGGGAUGGCGUCGGGGUGACCAAGUCUGCCUGGCGCAUCACCGUGCGGCAGCUGGAGAGCAUGAUCCGUCUGUCUGAGAGCAUGGCCCGCAUGCACUGCUGCGACGAGGUGCAGCCCAAGCACGUCAAAGAGGCCUUCAGAUUACUCAACAAGUCCAUCAUCCGCGUGGAGACGCCCGAUGUCAACCUAGACCAGGAGGAAGACGAGGCCCUGGAAGAGGAAGAGGACAACCAGACGAAUGGCCACGACGUGCCCAACGGCCAUGAGCAUGCUGACGGCGUCAACGGGGUCAACGGGAUCAGCAGUGACAGCCGCAGUGCCAAACCCUCACAGCGGCUCUCCUUCGCCGAGUACAAACGCCUCUCCAACCUCAUAGUCCUGCACCUGCGCCGUGCUGAAGAAGGCGAGGAUGAGGAUGCCUUGAAGAAGAGUGCGGUGGUGAACUGGUACCUGAAAGAGAUCGAGUCUGAGAUCGACUCGGAGAUGGAGCUCAUCAGUAAGAAGGACAUGGUGGAGAAGGUCAUCCAUAGACUGGUGCACUACGACUGUGUCCUGAUUGAGCUGACCCAGUCUGGCCUGAAGAGCUCCACCGGCACCGAUGCACCAGAGGAGGGCGUUACACUGGUGGUCAACCCCAACUACACACUGGAGGACUGAACCUGAUGGUUUCCACCGUAGUGUUUGCCUAAUGUCAAAAAAACGAAAACAAAGUCACACGGCCGUUUUUUGAUUUGGGGGUAAAGGCUACUGGACAGGCAUAGUCCAGGACUUUGUGUUCAGAUUCUGGUUUCUAAUGUAAAAUUGUUUCUGCCCGAAGAUGGAUUUUGCAUCUCUGUGUGGACCUGUUUGAAAAGGAUUUGUGCAAAACUUGUAAAUACAUUGCUCUAAUUUUCUUUGUUCUUUUUCUUUUCUUUUUUUUUUUACAAUGGUUUCAUUUUUAAAGAUGUUUGUAAGUGGUAUAAUAUGAAUGAAGUUUCAUGUUUUUAUGUUUUAUUGCCAGUGCUGACAUACUAAUGUCUGUAUGAAACGUGCUGUUUCUGUGUUGGUCCCAAUACAACAA